Molecule: messenger RNA, 2221 nt
Organism: Betta splendens (Siamese fighting fish)
Lineage: Eukaryota; Metazoa; Chordata; Actinopteri; Anabantiformes; Osphronemidae
Gene: pdx1
Product: pancreatic and duodenal homeobox 1
Exons: 2
Coding region: 1066-1866 (266 amino acids)
Biological process (GO): type B pancreatic cell differentiation; regulation of transcription by RNA polymerase II
Cellular component (GO): nucleus
Molecular function (GO): DNA-binding transcription factor activity, RNA polymerase II-specific; RNA polymerase II cis-regulatory region sequence-specific DNA binding
Source: RefSeq, a predicted model, not a curated record
AGUUAACUGUUUCCUUCCUCUUUGAAACAAUGAUCAAAUAUAAACACCAUUAAGGCCUAGUACAGCGGGUGAUUUGUAUAGAAUUGGUUUACUUGAACUUUAUUACAUCACUGAGUGCCCCAUUAAGAUACCAUAGAAAGAGCCAUAAUUGCUUUUGAAGAACUCCGGGCAAAUAGUCUGUUGAUAUACACUAUCGAGGUAAAGGCCUUCGUCGUCAUGUACGAUUUAGAAGAGAAAUAGGUAAAUUAGUUGCUGCGUUCAGAUUCGGGUGAACUUGAGGACAAGCUGGGCGCGGGUUAACCGACCUGCGUGGGUCACUCCAGGCUGAUUAGUUUAACCAGGAGAGCUGCUGUUUAAUGGGGCAAACACGGAGCCGCUGGCGACUAAUGGCCGGCAAACAUGGUGAGAGUGCAACAGCUUGUUAUCGCCGAGGGCCCUUCGUGUGGAGACGGUGGACCCACGCGCGAUAAAUGGUGUUAAAUGAUGCAUUUACAGAAGUGUACGGACUUCGUUUUUAAAAGUCAAGACAGAUUGUGGGAACGGGUCUGUCGUUUCCAAGACGACUGCCUCUCCCGUCUCAAGCGUCUUAUCCUGCAAAUCAACCAAUAUUUGCGCCACUGCAUAUCGGUUUAUCAGCGCCAAGGUGGAUAUCCGUCGCUGAUGGCUGCGUGCGUGAGAACAGCUCCACGAGACUAAAGGUUUGUCAUAUACCGCCCUCUUCGUGCGGCAGCGGUCCCGCAGAGUCACCUGUCCCCCGCUGCUGCGGGGGGCAAACACAGCUGCGGGUUCCAGGCCUCCCAAACGCUGCGGUAUUUGCAAAGUGGCACUGAUUUACGCACGGUUGACGGUCGCGCUGAUCCGUUGACUGAAGAAGGAAAAAAAAACUCCCACAAGGUGCACAAUAUCCCGGAGGGGCCUGCGUUGCUUUUGAGCAAACAGUGAAACCAAUGCCCUGAGCGCUGCCGUGUCACAUGGUGACAGCGUGACACACCUGUGCGGAGCUCUAAGGAGGCUGCCAGUUGCGCCACGGGGAGGUGCGGAGCAGAAGGUCCAAGCCGUAGGUGCAUGUGCGCGCAAACGGCCCGCAACCCGGGGUCCUCGGCAGCCAUGAACAGGGAAGACCACUACUACGCGUCGCAGGUGUUUAAAGACUCUUGUGCCUACCAGAGGCCGCAGGGGGAGGACUACAGCCACAGCCCGCCGCCCUGCCUCUACAUGAGCAGGCAGGUCCACUCCGUCUACACGCCGCCGUCUAUGGGAGCCUUGGAGCAGGCCGGCCUUCCUGACAUCGCCUCCACCUACGGUCUGCCCUGCAUGCGCGAGGAUCCAGGUGUGCCCCAGCUCCACCACCCGCAGGGGCUCCAGCAGCAACCCGUCCUCCAGUCCACCGCAAGCUAUGGAGACGCGGGGGAACAGAGCAGAUACCACCUCCCUUUCCCCUGGAUGAAAACCACAAAGUCACACUCUCACAGCUGGAAGGGCCAGUGGACAGGACCUUAUGUGAUGGCUGAGACGGAGGAGAACAAACGCACGAGGACGGCCUACACGCGCGCGCAGCUGCUGGAGCUGGAGAAGGAGUUCCUGUUCAACCGCUACAUCUCGAGGCCGCGUCGCGUGGAGCUGGCGCUGACCCUGAGCCUCACCGAGCGCCACAUCAAGAUCUGGUUUCAAAACCGACGAAUGAAGUGGAAGAAGGAGGAGGACCGGCGGAGGGCCCGGGGGACCGACCCGGAUCAGGACUCCUCCGUCACCUCUGGAGACCAGGGGGAACACGCAGGGGGCGUCUCCUCCACGAAUGGACCUCACACCGGUACGCCGCCGGUCUCCCCUCUACUGGACCCAGAGACCCUGCAUAGACCCGUAUAAUGGAUGGACCACACACCCAGAUCCUCGCUCUUAGGGUGAUCAAACAUUUCUUCCUUCGGUCUCCAUGCCUGCAUUACCCUGUUUGGCCGGCAGAUGGCGCACCGAGACAAAUUAAAGACGACCAGCUAUUUCCCAACGACACAGAUCCAGUUGCACAAAAACGUUUUUAAUUAAAUGUUUAAAUUCAGAUGACGUCCAUUAAUGUAAAUAUGCAUAAUAUGACUUUAAUUUUAUAAUGAUUACGCGUAUAAAGCUACAUGAUAUAAACUGUAAAACUUUAACGAAUGAACCACACAUUCAUUUUGUGGUAUGAUGAAGCACGCAUAAUAAACUGGAAUAAAACAGGCACAAGACA